This is a messenger RNA of Oppiella nova, 807 nucleotides long. NCBI's taxonomy places the organism in Eukaryota, Metazoa, Arthropoda, Arachnida, Sarcoptiformes, Oppiidae. The record is from the annotation of a GenBank genome assembly.
AUGGGUGUUGCCCAGCAUGAAAAUCAGGAUUGCCAAGUUGGCAAUUUAUUAUUCCGGUGCCGCAAUGGGCUGGAGUGCGAUGCAUCCACCCGACAAUGUCAUGUCCCCAAAGGAAGUGACCCAGCUAAACUGCCCAAAUGUCUUACUGAGUAUCAUAAUAGGGAACUGGUGGCUAAUGAUAAAAAUAUUGAUCAAGCAAAGAGUAAACAAGUAAACACAAAGGAGUCGGAUACUAAUUAUUUGAAUGGAUGCGAAAAGUUAGUAUUAGGUCCGGAGUCGUAUGCAUUGGAGUUCAAGAAACGCGGUUAUGACCCCAAAAAUAUGCGAAGGGUUGCAUGCUCAGCUGAUGGAAAAUACGCUACGAAACAAUGUGAUCGAGCAAUAUGUCAAUGUGUCAACCCUACUGAUGCCAAACCCCUUGACAACGCUCAGAUAGAUAAAUUGCAACUUAAUGGUCGGGACAUGACAUGCCGGUGCGCAUUACAAAACUACCUUACUCAAUACGAACUACAGUCAUACCGGGAACUAUCGUGCGAUCAGCUAGGUAACUACGAUGCCUAUCAGUGCUUUGACGAGGGGAAACGGUGCUUUUGUGUCGAUGAGCAUGGUGCACCAAUCACCAAUGAUGGCACAAUGAGUUGCCUGGAUCAGUUUAUAAAAGAGUACACAGAUGCCAACUUGUAUCCGGAUCAAAUUUGUUUGAUGUUGCGUAAGACUUUGACAGAUUUACCAAUGACCAAGGAUAAGGUAAGAAUAAUGUCGAAAGUGUAUGUUGAGUUGCCUAAGCUGGCACCCGGGAUAUUAUGA